Messenger RNA from Cicer arietinum (chickpea), 1900 nucleotides. The record is from RefSeq and is a predicted model, not a curated record. Lineage: Eukaryota; Viridiplantae; Streptophyta; Magnoliopsida; Fabales; Fabaceae.
GUAAAAACAACACUUGCAGACAAGACACCAUACAACUAGCCAUUAGAGGGAUAUAUACAUCGCGAAAUAUAGUGUCCAAAUCAUGAUCACUUGCGUGAUUGCUACUAUUAGCUGAAUGAAAUAUAUAUUUACUACGAAUUUAUUAUACUGUAAAUUGUAAAUGUAGGUGUGGUAAAUGAAAGUUGAGCCCUAGAAGUAGGAGUGGACGGAAGGUUUAGUAGAAAUUGAGGGAAUAUGAUGAGGUGGUGUGGAAAUGCUUAUGCAAGUGCAAGCGUGCCAUUAUGGAGAUGGAAACUGUGCGACUGUUACGCUUACACUUACACUUACACUUACACUUACAUAGAAUUGGUUUCGCUCAAGCGCAACCGCAAUCGCAAUCUCAAUCUCAAUCUCAAUGGGAAGAAGCUAUUUUGUCGAAAAAGGGCAAAUACAAAUUCUUCUUCAUCUGAAAUUGACUUCGAUCCUGAGCUGCGGUCAGUGCUUGAACUUGCAACGGAGUCGGAGCUGUGUGAAAUUGAAAGAAUCCUCUUCGGCCCGAGCUACUUGAGUCCUUUGCUCAAAUCCGUCACAUUAACAACAACCACCCUGGAGGACCUGGAGCCAUCCAUGAUUGAACAUGACAUUCAACUACGCCAACAAUUUAUAGCCACUCUCGAGUCCCGCUUUUUCUUUCUUGCAGCUGAUGCCCGCUCAACAUUAAGGGGUUGGAGGCCAUCUUAUAGAAAUGUCUUGCUUCACCUAAGGACAAAAUUCAAUAUUCCCUGCUCAACCCAACUCUCAACUCAGGACCUUGAACUAGAAAUAUUCCUCCACCUUUUACACUACAACUCAACUCAAGAAUCAGGAUCCACCGCAUCUGAUGGUCAGGGCACUCUACAACAUGGACUCGAUCAAUGGAAAAUGCAGUCAAAAGUUGGUGCACAAGACUUUCAAUCUAUUGUUUUGAAGGGAGGUGGUAUAUUUACGUUCUCAAAGAUAUAUCAAUUGUUAGCGAGGAAAUUAUCUGGGAAAAUGGUUGUAGAAGCUGCUAACUACCAGGUUAAGAAAGAGUUAAUAAAGAAGGGUGGGCAGUUAGUUAUGAUCAAUCUAGAAUCCAGAGCAGCUUUGCUUGCAGCAAAACAGGCUUUGGGGAACAUUUCUGGCUGAUCUUGUCAUUCAAAUGCUGGGAACAGAUUAUGCUAGAAUCUUGCGAACAAUUUAUGCUUUGGCUCAGGCAAUAUUUAAAUGCUCUGUUCAUUCUUGCCUGCCCAACUUGAUAUGAUUUGCUUUUUGUUGUGCUUAUUUAGGGAUUUAUUUAGUGCACUUGUGAUCUUAAGAUAAAAUUGUUGAUCUUUGGGGCAAAAGAUGGUAUUGGCAUUUAUCUGUUUAAUGUGUACAAUAACAUGAUUAUUUUGCCUAUUAUAGUUGAUCAUCAUGUAUGUGAUAGAAUAAGUGUCUUUUGUACAUGUACGUUAUAUUUUGUUUUUACUUUUGAAGCAAAAUGCUGUCAGGUGCAUCUUUUGAAUUUAAAUUUUCAUGCAAAAGCAUCCAACUACGAGUGAUAUUGAGAUAAUGCCAAAGAAUUAUGAUUAGAUAGGAGCAUUACUUGCAAGUUUUCUGACUUCUUUUUUUGGUUCUUUGUUUUUGCUUCAGAUUCGAGUCUUCCGCACAUAUAGGCUGCCAUCUGAUGUUGCUGAGGAAUAGUUAAGUGGUUCCUUUUAUGGGUGGGUGGUGGUUGGGGGAAUAUGUUGGAUUUUGAGCUAGUUAAAGCUUUCGGAGAAAAGUAACUUGUAGAUAAACAGUUCCAAAAUAACACAAGCACCACCCUUAAAAUUUGUAAAUAUCUAUUGGUUUUUAUGCAUAAUUUUUUGCUACUGAAUUAAGUCCUUCCUCUGAAAAUAUAUUGGUUUUUAGUGAAUAA